Messenger RNA from Silurus meridionalis, 1129 nucleotides. RefSeq names its product prostaglandin reductase 1-like. Bases 71 to 1078 code for a protein of 335 amino acids. NCBI's taxonomy places the organism in Eukaryota, Metazoa, Chordata, Actinopteri, Siluriformes, Siluridae. Gene Ontology annotation, cellular component: cytoplasm. Gene Ontology annotation, molecular function: 15-oxoprostaglandin 13-reductase [NAD(P)+] activity; 2-alkenal reductase [NAD(P)H] activity. The transcript is spliced from 8 exons. The record is from RefSeq and is a predicted model, not a curated record. Gene Ontology annotation, biological process: prostaglandin metabolic process.
GAAAGCAGGGUGUUCCAGUGUUUAUACAGUUGAGCGUGUUAGAAGGAAAGUUUUUCACUGCGAAAGAAACAUGGUGAAAGCUAAGGUCUGGACACUUCGGAAGCAUUUUGUUGGUUUUCCAAAGGAAAGUGAUUUUGAGCUUAAAGAGGAGACACUACCUGAGCUGCAAAAUGGAGAGGUUCUCUUGGAGGCCGUCUUUCUCAGCCUUGAUCCAUAUAUGAGAGGUGUGAGUUCAACCUUAAUGAAAGAAGGUGAUGUUCAGAUCGGAGCUCAAGUUGCAAAGGUAUUGCAAAGCAAAAACCCAGAAUAUCCUGUGGGCUGUUAUGUGGUUGCCCCAUGUGGAUGGAGGACACACAGCGUGACCAAUGGAAAAGCAAUCUUUAGCCUUCACAUGAGGCGAAUUCCUCAUGAUUGGCCCAAAAAUGUCCCACUUUCCUUAAAUCUUGGGGCACUAGGGAUGCCUGGGUUGACUGCCCUGUAUGGAUUAGAGGAUAUUCUGCAGGUGAAGCCAGGUGAGAUUGUGCUGGUGAGUGCAGCAGCUGGUGCCGUGGGAACCAUGGUGGGUCAGAUUUGUAAGAUUAAAGGCUGUAAAGUGGUGGGUUCUGCUGGGAGUGAGGAAAAAGUGGCCUACCUGAAGGAGUUGGGCUUUGACUGUGUUUUCAACUAUAAGACCGUUAAAUCUCUGGAUGAGGCACUGAUGCAAGCUUCACCUGAAGGUUAUGACUGCUACUUUGAGAAUGUUGGAGGUGCUUUCUUUAAUGCAGCACUUAAUCAAAUGAGGCCUCGAGGACGCAUAGCUGUGUGUGGUGCAAUAUCGCUUUACAAUGCCACCACACCUCAGAUGUGUCCAUUUCCUCACAUGGCCAUGCUGGUCAAGAGCAUUAGGAUGGAAGGAUUCCAAGUCACUCAGUGGCCAGAGAAAGACGAGGCAUCUGUCAGAAGACUGCUUACAUGGCUCAAGGAGGGGAAAAUUAAGGCCAAGGAACAUGUCACAGUGGGCUUUGAGAAGAUGCCUGCUGCCUUCAUCCAGAUGCUGAAAGGGACAGAACUGGGAAAAGCUGUUGUGAAAGUGGAAUGACUUCGCUUUUUGUAAUGCCACAUAUGUAAAAAAAAAAAUAAAUAAAUAGAA